GCUGCCACAGAGUGUGGAGCGGAGGUCCUCUUGAAUGAGAUUGGUCGAAGAUAGAAUAGAGCUAAGAAGAAACACCAACCCCAGAGCACUUCGACGAGGGCAAAGACAACCAACAUGGCGACCAGUGCGCCACCGCACAUUGCGGCUGGAUGGGUCAAUUCAACAAGUGGAAACCAAGAUGCCGGGCAGAAAGAACUGGAGUUGAAAAUGUCGGGGAUGAGCUUGAUGUCAAACUACAACAACAACGGUGGACCGCCAGGGAUGUCGGCUUCUACGGUAUCAACCACUUCAGCAGACGAUGCCGGGCGUCAUGCCCACGACAGCAGCAUUGAUCAUUCCGCUGCAGGAAGCUUCAAAGGAUCUACUCCUUCUUCCCCAAGCCCAGAAGUCAUUGGACAUUUGGACAAUACCAAACUGUCGAGACCUCCUGGUCUGGGCGUUGCUUCGCCGGUAGUGGGUGGAGCUGGUCAUUCCAAGAACUCAUCAGCUACUUCACCAAUGCUAACUUUGACACCCAAUUCAUCAGUCGAUGGCAAUUCAGACAUGUACAGCUUGGGAGGGGGACGCCAACAGUCCCCCUUUCAAGGAGACCAAGGACCCACGAUGCCCUUUCUACGCAAUGAUGGGCGACGCAACGAUGAAAAUGGUGAUUACAAUGCCGCGCUGUCAAACUUUGGAAGCUUUGAUUUGGCAGAGAACGACAAUGAUGGUCUGCUGGGACUUGAUGCCCUCAGAGAUCGAUCAUACUCCUCGCCGGGACCCAUGGCCCGAUCGUUCGAGUCGGCGCCUUCCCUCAGAGGUGGACUCCCCCCUCCUCGUGAUGCCGGAUCCGAGGGAAGACGCCGCAGAGGAGUCUCACGUGACAACAGUGGACGGUCAGCAGGAAGUGCAAGACCACCCCUCGCCAGUGUUAACUCCUCGCAGUCACCCAGGGCGGGAGAUCUCGUUCCGUCGGGAGGUGAUCUGAGUCUGGGUGGACUCGUAGUGCCAUUCCCUCAUGGUGUUGGCAAUGGUCGUAGAAGUGGAGACCCCAGUCCAACGAGACCAACUCAAGACCCAGAUUAUCGCGGUUUUGGAACCAUUGGACACGCAGAAUUCUCGGGAGCGGCCAAAGAAUGGGAGCCCACCAAUCGGCGGCGCUCGAUUGCUGGCCCUGUGUCGGAAUCACUUUCCCGCCCCGAAUACGGCCGCUACAACGAUGAACGCCCUCAGCACCAGUACGAACCGUCCCGUCGUCGAUCCAUUGGAACGGAAAGUGGAAGAGAGUUCUACCAUCAGCAGCAACAACAACAACAACAACACCAUCAUAGCAGCCAUGGGAAUCACAAUGAUCACGGAUUAGGCUACGGUCAUAGUGAACACGGGCAGACACUGUCCGACCAUAGUGUUGCACACAAGUUUGGUUCCUUGCCAUCUCUUGGCUCUCACAUGCAACAACAAAAGCAGCGAAUGCCACAGAGUCAUCAACAGCCUUACAACCCCAUGAUGAUUCCACAGCCGAAGCACACGCGAUCACUUUCGCAGCCUGGUCCCUCCAGAAAUGGACCGUCACCAGACCACAUGGGCAUGGAAGGCGGUUCGGUGGGACGCUACAAUGCACCUUUGGAUCACAACUCGGAGCACUAUUCGCGAGAGCCCCCACGCUACAUUGGGGCUCCUCCCCAAGGCGCUCACCACCGGACCCACUCGGGUGACAGCUUUCGGUCAGCGCACAGUCGUCGCAGUGCCAGCAUGUCCCACGGAAGUCUGUCCAACAAUAGCUAUGAUGGGGUUGGAAUGCCUGCACAGAAGCGAAAUUCACAACCCAACCUUGGUACUGCCGGUGGUUAUUAUGGCCAGGCGGCACUUCCCAGUAUACAUUCCAUGCCACGAAUGGACAAGGGAGAUGUGUAUGAUCCAAACGGCCACCAGCGCAGGCACACUUAUGAGGACGACCUCACGUUGCUUGGUGAGCACAUUGAAGUCCCUGCAGAUCACGGCAUGGACGAUGGUUAUGGCUCGUACGGGAUGCCGGCAGAUCGUAUGCGCGCUCAAAUUGCCCCACCGGAAGCCAUGACAGCGCACUACAGCGGUUUCGAGGGGCAACCCAUUCACCACCACCUCCCCACGGCUGGUGCUGCUCUUCCCUCACCGAAGGUAGUGUACAAUGUCAAGUUCAAGCGCACACAGAGAAGCUUUGUCUUGGGUCCUCGUAUUCCCCGCAAUCUGGAAGUGGGAACCUACGUGAAAGUUGAGGCAGAUCGUGGGGAGGAUCUUGGUAUUGUUAUUGGCAAGGUCGCCGCUGACAAGUACAAUUUUUCAGCAAGAUCAGCCUAUCGCUCUCAUAGCAUGGGUGGCAUCAGUGACUUGAUGCCAACUCCAAAUGGAUUGAGCCCCCCAGGCACAACCGACUUGAAGUGUAUUAUUCGGUUAGCGACUCAUGACGAGGUGUCUUUGUUGGCCAUCAAACGUGAUGAGGAAGAAGAGCUCCUCAAGAUUUGCCGCACCAAAGUCCGACAGCGCGGUCUUCCAAUGAACGUUGUCGACGCCGAGUAUCAGUUUGACCGGCAUAAGCUGACGUUCUUCUUUGAAGCAGAGGGUCGCAUUGAUUUCCGUGAGCUAGUGAGGGACCUUUUCAGCAUGUACAAGACGAGAAUCUGGAUGCAACAGCUCGACAAGAACAUGACGCCAGCUGGGACUCCUGGAGUUUCGCCUCCUCCCCCCUCUAUGAUCGAUUACGGAACACCAAUCAUCGCGCCUGUGAGUGAAUUUUCUGAUGCGUAUGCAAUGAACGGUCUUGCAGGCGGAAGUUAAGCGCGCAGAUUUUCCGCGAAUAGAGAGAAGAUACAGUUAAAAGAGCACACACCAAGGGCGACGUCGCUUGUUCAAAUAUAUAUCACUCGGGGAAUGAAAAUGAUGGAGAUAUGGAAUUGAUUGGAUUUUUUGUCACUGGAUUGUGGUGGAUACAUCAAUGGGCUUUACAGAAAAGUUCCAUUGGAUGUUGUCCUGGUUGGCGGUUGUCCAAUGACGCCUUACUAUGCUAAACAGGACCGGGCUUCAUUCCGACUACGACUUAUCAUUUGCCCGGUCCUGCCAUUGUUGUAUUUGUUUACGUACCGCAAAAAUUAAACAAUAAAAGUAGAAAGAGUAAAGUUAGACUCCCAUGGCUUCGUU
This is a messenger RNA of Seminavis robusta, 3153 nucleotides long. NCBI's taxonomy places the organism in Eukaryota, Bacillariophyta, Bacillariophyceae, Naviculales, Naviculaceae. The record is from the annotation of a GenBank genome assembly.